AUGGCUUCCACAUCCCCCGCCGCCACCAACGGCGACGCCGCCCCCGCCAGCUAUGAUCUCGUCCUCAAGCUCGCUCCCCAUCUCGACCGCCACAUGAUCUUCCCCCUCCUCGAGUUCAACGCCGGCCGCCUCAAGGAAGAUGAGCAAGACAAGGCUCGCGAGAUCCUCGCCGCCAAGUACGCCCUCCUCAAGAAGACCAACAUGACCGACUACGUCGCCAACCUCUACUGCGAGCUCGAGGGCCUCAAGGAGCCCCCCGCCGAGUACGCCGAGCGCCGCCAAAAGGUCUUCCACCAGCUCGAGAAGUACGAGCAGGAGACGGCCAAGAUCACCGAGCUCCUCCAGCGCGACGAUGUCGUCAACAACCUGCGCUCCGACAAGGUUGCCAACUUGGAGUUCUUGAAGAAGGAGCACGAGGUCACCCUCGACAUGGUCAACGCCCUCUACGACUUCGGUCAGCUCCAGUACUCCUGCGGUAACUACGCCGAUGCCUCCGAGCUCCUCUACCGCUUCCGCGUCCUGUCCACCGAUAACGACAAGGUCUCGUAUGCCACAUGGGGUCGUCUUGCCUGCGAGAUCCUCAGCAUGAGCUGGGAGUCCGCCAUGGAGGAGCUCCAGAAGGUGCGCGAGGGCAUCGACACCAGGCUCGCCAACAACCCGCUUGCCCAGCUCCAGCACCGCACCCAGCUCGUCCACUGGGCCCUCUUCCCUCUCUUCAACUACGACAAGGCCCGUGAGCCCCUCCUCGACCUCUUCUUCAACGCCGGCUUCAUCAACACCAUCCAGGCCAACUCCCCCUGGAUCCUCCGCUACCUCACCGUUGCCGUCAUCACCAACCGCGGCCGGGCGAAGAACGCCGGUGUCCAGCAGAAGCAGAUGAAGGACAUUGUUCGCAUCGUCAAGCAGGAGGCCUACGAGUACCAGGACCCCGUCACCCGCUUCGUCCACGCCCUCUGCAUCGACUUUGAUUUCGAGGAGGCCCAGCACCAGCUCGUGCUCGCCGAGGAGGUCCUUAGGAGCGACUUCUUCCUGCUCGCCCACGCCGACGACUUUGUCGACUCGGCCCGCCACCUCAUCUUCGAGAGCUACUGCAAGAUCCACGCCCGUAUCUCGCUCAAGGACCUUAGCGCCCGCCUCGGACUCAACAACGACGAUGCCGAGAAGUGGAUUGUCAACCUCAUUCGCGACACCCGCCUCGAUGCCAAGAUUGAUUACAAGGAGGGCACCGUCGUUAUGAACCACCCCCCUAGCUCGGUCUACCAGCAGGUUAUCGAGCGCACCAAGGGCGGUUUCUUCAGGACGCAGGUCCUGACUGCUGCUGUUGCCAGAUAG
Messenger RNA from Sordaria macrospora k-hell, 1332 nucleotides. RefSeq lists its product as uncharacterized. Gene Ontology annotation, molecular function: translation initiation factor activity. Lineage: Eukaryota; Fungi; Ascomycota; Sordariomycetes; Sordariales; Sordariaceae. The record is from RefSeq and is a predicted model, not a curated record. Gene Ontology annotation, biological process: translational initiation. Gene Ontology annotation, cellular component: nucleus; eukaryotic translation initiation factor 3 complex; cytoplasm.